AUGGCCCUGACAAACAAUCGAUCUACAACUGCAGUGCAGCCACUCCCACCCGAUGCCCCUCGCUGCAUUCCCGAGCCGAAAUCAAAACUUGCCAAUGAACUUGAAAAUGACAACCAACCCCUCAUGAAGCGAGCAAAAGGACUCGGAUUCAUUGUCUUUGCCGGAUUAAACUUCAGCAUUGCGUCGAUCUGCAUUAAGUACGCUAGCCACCGAGCGACAUCGCACGAAACAGUCUUUUGGCGAAUGAUCAUAGCGCUCGUGCUCAAUUAUGUAUGGGCUCGAUACAAGAAACGGAAGCUGGUUGUGGAGCCCAAGUAUCGCGGCCUUCUGUUGUUCCGAUGUAUUGUGGGGACAAUAGGCGUUAACAUCCAGUUCUAUGCAAUGUCGAAGAUGGUGCUGACUGACGCAACUGUGAUCAUCUUGACCAGUCCGAUCUUUACUUUCUUUUUGGGUGCUGCUUUUCUAGGGGAAAAGAUCAACCAGAUCGAUCUUCUAGCAGGAAUCACGUCUUUUCUUGGCGUCAUGUUCGUGACAAGACCUGCAUUCCUGUUUCCAGCCAAUAAUGUCACUAAGGAAGCACCACCGCUCGCGGUAUAUUGCGCUAUUGGCGGUUCGAUGACAUCGGCAGUGGUCUACAUCUUACUUCGACGACUGAGCAAGGUCGACCAUCUCGUCGCUAUCCACUACUUCUUCGUAUUCGGAACAAUUACCUCGAUCAUGACGCUGUUGAUUCUGGGAGUAAAAAUGACGGUUCCUCUAGAGUCGACAUUUCUGUUCGCACUCUUCGGCAGCGGAUUCUUUUCUUUUAUCGGCCAGGUAUUCAUGACCAAGGGAUUUCAGCUCGAACAAGCAGGAAUCGCAUCGGUGAUGCGCUACUUCGACGUGGUCUUCGUCGUUGCCAUGGAUGUGCUGAUUUUGGGCGAGAGCGUUAACGUUCUGAGCCUUCUUGGAGCUGGAAUUAUCAUGGCUGGCGUUUCGAUGAUUGUUCUGCGCCGAGCCCGUGAGAAGCAAUAG
Molecule: messenger RNA, 1014 nt
Organism: Phytophthora infestans T30-4
Lineage: Eukaryota; Oomycota; Peronosporomycetes; Peronosporales; Peronosporaceae
Product: Drug/Metabolite Transporter (DMT) Superfamily
Exons: 5
Coding region: 1-1014 (337 amino acids)
Cellular component (GO): membrane
Source: RefSeq, a predicted model, not a curated record